Molecule: messenger RNA, 4344 nt
Organism: Chelonia mydas (Green sea turtle)
Lineage: Eukaryota; Metazoa; Chordata; Testudines; Cheloniidae
Product: histone H1
Exons: 1
Coding region: 1991-2644 (217 amino acids)
Biological process (GO): nucleosome assembly
Cellular component (GO): nucleosome
Molecular function (GO): DNA binding; structural constituent of chromatin
Source: RefSeq, a predicted model, not a curated record
CGGAAACCCCUUUUGGGGAGGGAAAACAAGGCACCAAGCCUUUGUUCUUCCAGGUUCCAUAAAUAUCGAUGGGGCAAAAACAGAUUGUAAACAGUGUGUGUAUAUAUAAUCAUAGGAAACCACUGAGAAAAAUAAAUAUUCAAUAGCACCAAGUGAUUAUGGUGCAUUCUAUGUUGAACCCAUCCUGUUCUCUUAGAGACGAAAGCAUUUUUUUAAUGUUGCUGUGACAAAUCAAACAAAUAUACACAAUUUUAUCCAAGUUAUCUUUCACCUGCCCUGGGGUUCUUUAUACUCAUAUUUAAAGAACUGUCUCCCAAAUAUUGAUUGGUCCCUUUGAACCCAAAAUAAUAGUGAAACCCUAAUUCCUUUAAAAGGGGGUUUCAAAUUCUUCAAGUACACAGAACAGUUUUUAACACGUUUAAUUUCGAACACAUACAGCACAUCAUACUGUCUAACCCAUUCCCUCUGUAGUUUGGAUAAAUUAGGGGUUUGUGGGAGAUUGAGGAUAUUGCCAGUUACUGACUGGUUAAUUUGAUAUAGCAAAAGAGAUUUGGCCCCCAUUUAUGAUUAGAUAUUGCAUAUGAAACUGGUCUGUGGGUUCAAAAAUGUCACAAAUGGAAGGAAAAAGUAGUAACAGGAAAAAUACCUUUUUAAAUGGCUACUCUUGAUUUAAAAUCUAAUCUCAUAUAGUACCAUUAGGAAUCACUUGUAACAACACAAGGCAGAACCGUGUGAUUUAUUAAAGGGAUGUGUCCUUACCUAUUAUGGAAGAGCUCUGCAUUUGAUUUAAUAAUAUAAGGGAAUGUUUUCUUCUAUUUCUUCACUGUGUGUGUUAACGUUAUUGUAUAAUUUUGUUGUGAAAGUUUGCAUCAAGCCUUUCUAUCUUGUAAGAGAGAUGUGUGAUUGUUAUUUCUAUUUUAAAUUGUUCCUUAUUAACAUAAAUCCAUCACUAAUUGAACAAUAAUGUGUAAUAUGCAAUGUUCUAGUCCUAAAGCAAAGAUACAUGUCAGUGGCAAUUUGCUGAAGUUUGUAAUGCACAAGAAUGAAAAGACCUUAGCAAUAGCCAUGCCCUUUAGACAAUGGAUCAGGAUUUCAAAAGUUGAUUACUGGAUCAAUUCAGAAUGCAGUGUUGCGUUAAUGAAUGUUAAUAUUUUCUUCAUAGUCUAAGAAAACCUCGCCAAUAAUUCUUCCACCUGAAGUUACUAUGACCUUGUCUAUUAGGAUAAUGAAUGUUCCUGUUAACACAGGACUAAGAUAUAGCUAGCAGCUCUGUAUUGUACACAGAGCAGCACCCUAUGAACCACUCUGCUUUAACAAGUCAUCCACUUUUGGGGCACAAACAGUCCCUCACGGGACUUCAAUCUGCUUCUCGCAUUGUUCCAUGGUGUGCUAAUUUAACAUUUCAUGUUUUAAGGAGGGUAAAAGAUUUUGGUCAAAGAAGCUAAUUUCUAAUCCAUAUUCAACGCUCAUGGACGAGUUUGUGUUACUUCCUUCUCUUUGAAAUCAAUUUACUAUGAAAACAUUGAUUCAAAUGUCUGGCUUUGAGCCUGGAGUGGGAGAAGACCCUUUAAAGAAUAACGUUUCAUUACUUUGGAAAUUUCAUUGAGCACGGUGCAGUUUUUAUUUAGAAGGAAAAACAAAAGUUUCUGUCUCCCGAGGUCUCUCCAGGUCCAGGACUCACGGUUUAUUGACUCUUUUAAAACUCAUCUUUUGUUUCUCCAACGGGAAACUCUACUGAAUGAAAAUACCCUCUUUCCCCUUCAGCACGCUAUAAAGUGGGGGUGAUUCGGUGGCGGAUAUACUGCAAAAAACACACUUUUUUGACUUCCAAGAAACACAAACUGAACGGGAAGAAGAGUACUUUCUGGCUUGCAGCUGGGCGGGCUCUUUAGUGCACCAAUCACAGAGUAGCUCUUCUCUAUAAAUACCAGGCAUCUGACUUACUCUAGCCCAAUUGUUUUCUUCUGAUUCGUGGAAAACGUCUGCUAGAAUGUCGGAAACUGCGCCUGUUGCCACUCCUGCUGUGUCCGCUCCUGGGGCUAAAACCUCUGCUAAAAAGCCGAAGAAGGCGGCAGGAGGUUCAAAAGCCCGUAAAGCCUCGGGUCCCAGCGUGACCGAGCUGAUCACCAAGGCGGUGUCCGCUUCCAAGGAGCGCAAAGGGCUCUCUUUGGCCGCUCUUAAGAAGGUUUUGGCUGCCGGAGGAUACGAUGUGGAGAAGAACAACAGCCGUAUCAAGUUAGGACUUAAGAGUCUGGUGAGCAAAACGAUUUUGGUGCAGACAAAAGGUACCGGUGCCUCUGGUUCCUUCAAACUCAACAGGAAGCCGGGUGAGACCAAGGAGAAGGCGCCGAAGAAGAAGCCAGCGGCAAAGCCUAAGAAACCAGUUGCCAAGAAACCCGCCAGCGCCACCAAGAAACCUAAAAAGGCUGCGGCUGUGAAAAAGAGCCCGAAAAAAGCCAAGAAACCAGCUGCUUCCGCAGCCAAGAAAGCGGCCAAGAGCCCCAAAAAGGCCAAACCUGCCAAGCCCAAAAAGGCAGCUAAGAGCCCGGCUAAGGCCAAGGCGGUGAAGCCCAAGGCUGCCAAGCCCAAGCCCACCAAACCUAAAGCAGGAAAGGGUAAGAAGGCAGCGCCCAAGAAGAAGUAAAGGGAUUUGAAAAAGAAAAUAGAGUCUAACUCGUGCAAACAAACCCAACGGCUCUUUUAAGAGCCACCCACCUUUUCUAAAAGGAGCUGAAACAUUCGUGCAGUCACCGUCACAGCAGUAAUAAAUUUCCCCCCCUUUGUGACUAAAUGUUGGAAAUAAUACAAAGUAACUUAAAAAGUUACUUUUGUCGUUCUGAGGGAAGCUAAGAGGAAAUAUUUAUGGAUACUGUUUCUAAGCGCUUACUCCUCUUUGGAAUACUCCCCCCUACAUUUCUAAGUGGUGCUCAGGUCAUUCUUUGUUCUGCCUACAGGGGGGGAGGGUAGGAGAUCUAGUGAGGGGACAAAGAGUAAAUGUUUGACUUAGAAAAUCACCUGACUGGCUGCGGGAAGCAGGACUAAAUUGGUGGAGAGUUUGAAAAGCCCGCGCUGUGCAAUGAUUGGUCCGUUUCCCGCCCUGGGUUUAAAGCAGGGCACCGAGAGCUGACAUACAAGUUUAAAAGCUGAACACGUAUAUCUUGAUGGGGAGGGUGCACGUGAGUCUUUCGUAGUUUUGUUUUCACUGUUUAAUACACAGCGCGUUUAGCCAUUAUUUUAUGUUUUGUCUCCCUCCCCCCCCCCGUGUUAGAUAUGCCUUCUCCCGCUCCAUGCCUAUGGCGGCCUAGUUAAUAUUAGAAGAUCAAAACCUUUUUUCGGUUCGCUAACCGAUAGUGACGUAGUGAACCAUGCUGCCAUUUACUAAUUUAAAGCAUUUAUAAAGAGGACAUGUAGGGUGAAGAACCUUAGAGUGCCAAGGUUUUAAAAGCCCACAAAUUAGGAAUCACUGCACAACUGACUCAUUUGAAGGUCACAUCUACCACACAGAGGAUGAAAUCCCUAUAUACAUAUGUGCAAUGCAGGCGUCGUUUCAGGAACGCUUCAGGAUCACUACACAUUUACUGCACAGCUGUGCUCUUCACCAACCAGUUUUCACUGUGAUACUCUAGACACAUCUCCUCAGUCGGGUUUUACAACUGUUCAGCGUACCUUGCAAGGAUAUGCUUUUCAGUAGUCGUGAGAACAGCCUCCCCGCCAAUUUCCCUAAUGCUCAAAGAUGCCGAAAGCAGUCUGUGUAUUAGCUAUAACUUUCAGAAAGUUAUGAAGUUGAGAACAAUAGAAAAUCUUUUGUUGGGUAUACACAGUAAGUCUAUACUAGAAGCUCUAAGCAAAGUUAUAUGGAUUAAACUCUCCUGAACUGUUUUUAAAAACCUGCUCAUUUCCCACUCUAAAUAUUCAGUAAAAGGCUCUGGAGAAUUCCUCAAAUCAGGAACUGGAGGAAAAUGAAGGAAUAAAUUAAGUCAGUUUAGACUUCAAAGACCUUAUUCUUAUCCGCACUUGCCUGCUCUACAGUAUUUCCACUACGAUAUACCCUGGAGAUUAAGAUCAAACACAAACCUGUAGUGCUAGAAGGUUGCCUUCGUGCUCCUUGGUGAGGGGUGGGGUAGCUUUUGGAAGGGAAGUUUUAGUGUUCUUUAAAGCAGUACACACAUUUAACCAUCCUAUUUAACCACCAGGAAAAUUAGUAACUGAAAUAGAGCAAAUAAAGCUUUAGAUUGUAGUAAAAGGUCUAGUUAGUGUUUGUCUGAAAAUGAAAGCCUACUUUUUCUAUACACUAGUUCUACGUAGGAGAUAAAUAAAAUAGUAAUACAGCUCCUCCGUGGAGAG